GCCAUAUACUCCAUGAUCAAUUUUGACACCAUGUGGCAUAGGGUCUUGGCAAUUGCAAUAUUUUGCGAGUGGAAUUUAGGUGGCAUAUUCGCGUAUUCUCAAUUACUCUUGAACAACCGCCAGGGUGGCACUUAUUUAUCUUUGGACGUUAUGACCUACGUCAAUGUAUCAGACUAUUUGCCUUUUCAGGAGUAUGAUGUUGAAGCAGCUCUGGGCACGCCUCCGCAGUCACUGGCUUUGCGGGUGUCGAGUACUCCAUAUCAUUUUGUUUCCUUCAGUCGUUCUACGCUGUGUGUAGAACUGACUAGUUGUGAACUCGGAAGUUACGAUCCUCAAGCCUCGAGCACCAAGACCGUGGUCAGCAUAGGAAACCUGAACGAAACCACCGGCGAUGCAACUACGAUCCAAAAUAUGAUUUGCGAUAUCUUUAAUGACACCUUGGCUUUGGGUAACACGCGAUUAUCAAAUGCCACCUUUGGUCUUGCAGUUGGCGUUGCCCUGGAUGAACUCAGGUUAGGUCUCGGAGGUCUGAUGAAACGCCACUCUCCUGAUCUCCCACUAUCGCUUCCCGCUUUCCUGGAGCAGAAUGGACAGAUAAGCAGCAGUACAUAUAGCUAUGCUUUGGACAAGCUCAAUGCCACAGCCAAUGGAACGUUACUGUUUGGGGCGAUUGACACAGAAAGUAUUUCGGCCCUCUCACUGUUCUACAAACACAACCAUUCCGAUGAGCUGCUUGCAGGUAUACCUUUAUAUCUCGAGCCGGGUAUUGGCAAAACGACUGCUGUUCUCCCCAAGCCUCUGGCCGACUCCAUAUACAACCUCACCGGGGCAGUUCUCAACGAAACAACUGGCCAGCCCGUGGUUGACUACGGUUUGGCGAACAGCAAUGCAUCAUUCUCGUUUCAGUUCAACGGUCCUACAGGUCCUGUCCUAACCGCUGCGAUUGCCGAUUUCGUGCAGCCUGAUGAAAUUCAUGAGAAUCAACAACUUGGACUCGCCCAAUCACGAUACACCACCGCUUCGAACGUGGUGCCCUUCGCCAGCAAAGGUGCUACAAUACCACUAGCGACGCCAGGGCCUACCGUCCCAGCGGCGACUGUGUACGAUGUCACCGAUGACAUCUUUGAGGACUUUCCGAGUGCCAUGAUCACAAAUUCUGCAUCGGCUCCCGGACUCCGGGAAUAUUAUUCGCGAGCAUCUCUUUCGGUUUCGCCCCUUGCAUUAGGACUAAGUAUCCCGCUUGCGGUGCUGGCCAUGAUUGUUAUCGCAAUCACCACAUGGACUGUCGGGCCCGGACGUUCGCGGAUCUGCUGCGGAUGCAUGUUCUCUGGCAGGCAGAAGACCAUCUCGGAACUAGAAACCAACGUCCCCAGUCCUCACGCUGCGGAGAUGCCUAGCGCUCCGUAG
Truncatella angustata is the source of this 1407-nucleotide messenger RNA. RefSeq names its product aspartic peptidase domain-containing protein. The record is from RefSeq and is a predicted model, not a curated record. The transcript has 5 exons. The coding region runs from base 13 to 1407 and encodes 464 amino acids. Lineage: Eukaryota; Fungi; Ascomycota; Sordariomycetes; Amphisphaeriales; Sporocadaceae.